AUGACGAUGCAAGUUCGUGUAGGAGAUCUCUAUUGGAAGCAAGAUGGAGUAUAUGGAUGGAUUCUGGGUCAAGUCACAGCGUUUGAUCCUGUACGACAAAGUGCUACAUUCGUACAUGUGAAUGAAACCACUGGAGCACGUCUAUGCCGUUCUGAAUUAAAUGAAAACGAACACAUUGAGCUUCAUGUCGAGUUGCAAGAGACGUCACUAUUGGGUGCCAAUCCAUUGUUCAGUACAGCCGAUGACAUGACUUCACUUCGAUAUUUGCACGAAGCUGCUUUAGCUAAAAAUUUACAAGACCGUGCAACAGUCGAAAAUCAGCGUCCGUACACUUUUAUGGCAAAUGUACUGAUUGCAGUGAAUCCAUUACGUCCAUUGUCCGAUCCCGAGAAAAUGGAUUUUAUCGGACAAUCUCUUGAUCACUGUCCACCUCAUCCAUACAAUGUUGCUGAAAAUGCUUAUCGUCAACUCUGUGCUGUACGUGCAGUGAUGCAAAAUCAAAGCAUUAUCAUUAGUGGUGAAAGUGGUUCUGGUAAGACGGAGACUUCGAAAAUGAUUCUCGACUUUCUUACAAUGCGUGCAGUCCACAAUCCUGCACUCUCAACAAGUUCAUGUACGUCCAAUUCAGACGAUGAGCUUGAUUUCGAAGUCGCACCUCCUCCAAAUUCACUCACAAUGGCUUUAUCGUUUCCACAAUCAAUUGGAAAACGAAAGUUAUCUCCAGUAGCUAUUGGAGAGCGAUUAAUGGAGACAAUUCCAAUUCUCGAGUCAUUUGGAAAUGCCAAGACCCAUCGAAAUCAUAAUUCCAGUCGAUUUGGAAAAUACAUGCGCUUACAAUUCGCAAGUGAUACGCAUGAACUCACUGGUGCAAGUAUUGAUACAUAUUUACUUGAAAAGAGUCGAUUAGUGUUUCAACCUCAAGGUGAACGAAAUUUUCAUAUUUUCUAUGAACUUUUACAUGCUGAUGAUCUCGAGACAUUGGAAUCCUGUUUUCAUUUGAAACCUCAGAAACCAGAGUGUUACGCGUACUUGAAUCAAUCGGGAUGUUUUCACUCUGAGUCACUAGAUGAUGCGACGAACUUUCGAAAUCUCAAGAAAGCUUUGGACUUUAUUGGCAUUCGUGAGAGAGCACAGUAUGAGAUUUUUCGACUUGUGGCUGGGUUACUUCAUAUGGGUAAUAUACAAAUUAGUCAAGAGGAUACGGACGAGGGAGAAACAGCGUGUAUUCGUUCCGAUGAUCUCGAGUCGCAAUCUGCAGUACGGCAUGCUUCGGAAUUAUUAGGAGUCUCAAUUGAUCAACUCAUUGAGUGUAUUCUUCACAAACGUAUUAUGACUCGUGGAUCACGUCGCAAUUCCAUUUACUUUAUCAAACGAGAUGUUCGAAAUGCCGUGUAUUCUCGUGAUACGAUUGCAAAAACCAUAUAUGAGAAUACGUUUACAUGGCUGAUGGGGGAAUGUGCUGCAGCCUUGGAUUAUGAUUCGUUUCGAAGUGAUGUGGUGCCAUAUAUUGGUGUGCUCGAUAUCUUUGGAUUUGAAGAUUUUGAACCAAAAAAUCGCAAUUCGUUUGAACAAUUGUUGAUUAAUUAUGCGAACGAAACGCUUCAAAGUCUAUUUAAUUCAUGUAUUUUCGAAGCAGAACAAGAAUUGUACAAGAGUGAACACAUUUAUCACCCGACAAACCAUUCACUAUCAUUUCCAUUCUCUUUUGCUGGUGACAUCACUCCAAAGACGAAUCUUGACAAUGACAUUGACUUUCUUACCGAACAAGUAACGCCCAGUGGUAAUGUUGUCGCAUAUUCAGAUAAUCGCGAGUGCUUGAAUCUCAUUGCUAGUCGUCAUGGUGGUCUCUUUGCAACAAUUGACAAUGUUUCUCGUUUGCCAAUGCCUUCGGAUCGAAAAUUAAAUGAACGGCUGCAUACACUUUUUAAACGUCAUCCAUGUUUUCCAACGCCUCAUCCAAAGGAUCAACGUGAUACGUUUCUCAUUCGCCACUACGCUGGCACAGUCUCCUACACAAUCAAUUCAUUCGUGGACAAGAACAACAAUAUCAUUUCGGAACAGUUUGAAGAAUUGUUGAAGAAUUCAACGUCACGUGUAUUACAAGAUUUACAUGGCAAUUCUCGCACUUCGAAUCGCGUACGAUCUGAAUCGAUGGUAUCAACCAAAUCUGCUGAUCAAUCACCUCUUGGUGGUGGAGCUGCAUCUUCCAAACGUUUAAAAGGUGGAAGCACUUCCAACUUAUUUUCGACACAAAUGAAAGGAUUAACGACGGAACUUGAAGGAACGAGCUGCAAUUUUGUACGCUGUAUCAAGCCAAAUACCCAGAUGCAACCUGGUCUGUUCGAUCGAUCGUUUGUUGUCGAACAAUUGCGUUGUUCGGGUACAGUCCAAGCGUGCGAGGUUUUACGUGUCGGACUCCCAACGCGCAUUCUGUACGCAGAAGUAGUGGACGUAUAUCGCACUUUUGUACCAUACAAUGUUUUCUGUCGCUUUAAUUCAAACGACAAGCUAUUUACACAAGCGAUUUUAUGGGUUUAUGACUUCCCAACAAGUGCAUUUCGGUUAGGAGACACACGCUUAUUCUUUCGAACAGGAAAGAUUGAUCUUCUUGACAAAUUAUUGACUCCAGCUCGCGAUACAACCGCAAAUCUUGGUGACCAAUUAUUGUUGUACUUAAGGAAGAAACGCUGGAUUACUGCUGUCACAACAAUUAUCACGUACACUCACUUGAAACGUUUGUUUGAACAAGUUCGAUACCAACGUCGUGCAACAUUACUUCAAUGUUGGGUACGACAAUACUUGGCUCGAAAACGUGUACGCACAUUGCGCGUCCAACUUCGAAUGCAUGGCCUCUGGACUCAAUUCAUGCACAAAGCGCAGAUUCUACACGCUUAUCAAGAUCGUCCUGAAGACAAAAUGGUGCUACUUACUAAACUCUUGACAAAAACGUAUUUGCCACCUCCUCAGCGUUGGCUUUUAAAGUGGCUUGGCCCACUUCAGCGUGUCCUGUACUUGCAAAAGCGCUGGAACAAGAUCAAAGCACAAUAUUUAGCGAAACGUGGCUUCUUGUGGCUUUAUCAAAGUGUAAGACAGCACCGAAGCGCUUUGUUACUUCAAUCAAGUGUGCGUGUUAUGCUUGCUCGCUCACGUUUCCUAAAAUUAAAACACAAAGCUCUUGCUCGUCGUCGAUGGCAUCUUGGGUUUCUAAAAGUCCAAGUCGUGAAUGUUUUCUAUCGUGAAUACCAUCGAAUUCAUGUCAAACGAUUAGAAAUAGACAAUAAGACAUUAAUCACUACAAUGGCAACGGUGACGAGAAAGCUUGGGGAAGCACAAGAUGAAGCCAAGACGGCAAAAUUGCAGCUGAAAGCCUUGCAAGUGUCGUUUGAUACGGUGCAGACACAAGCUAAAGUCCAGCAACAACGUGUUGAAGAGUUAGAACUUGCGUUACAAGCGAAACGACAUGAAGUGGCUGAAUUACAGCGACAGAGAGCAGGAGGCACGUUUGUUGAACGGGUGGUUCGAUUCUUUACGUGCAGUGCUGCGAUCUCACCACCAGCUUCGCCUCGUGAAAUGCUCAUACCAUCUCGUUUGACUUUAUUACGUCGUCAGACGCAAUCAGCGGCUGAAGAAACGUUUGAUCAUGGAGAACGGAUUGUUUGGGCAACCCCAUUAAGUGACACACUUGUGAUUCCACAGGAUGAAGGAUCAAUAAAACGACCGAGUCGUGUCAAUACAGGAACUGAAGAACCGAUUAUGGACCCAGAAGCACAAGACUUUCGAUCGAAAGAUGCUGAUUUGUUAAGUACAGAGAAUGGAGUUGCGCGUACAUCUUAUUGA
Messenger RNA from Plasmopara halstedii, 3837 nucleotides. RefSeq names its product myosin-like protein. The record is from RefSeq and is a predicted model, not a curated record. Lineage: Eukaryota; Oomycota; Peronosporomycetes; Peronosporales; Peronosporaceae. Gene Ontology annotation, cellular component: cytoplasm; actin cytoskeleton; myosin complex. The transcript has 3 exons. Bases 1 to 3837 code for a protein of 1278 amino acids. Gene Ontology annotation, molecular function: ATP binding; microfilament motor activity; actin filament binding. Gene Ontology annotation, biological process: actin filament organization; vesicle transport along actin filament.